AUGCUGCACGACUGGCCUCUGCGGGAAGCAGAAGUAAAAGAGCAUGUCGCCGAACAGCUUUCGAGCUGGCGUCUCAACACCCGCGAUUACAAGAUCAUCAUUACCAACGUGAUGGUGCCCGAGCAAAACGGAAACGAGGUCUUCGGUGUAGGCGAACACGAGGAGCCUUCGCAUGACAGUGGCGUGUCUCUGGACGACCUCGACGCGGAUUCGUACCUCGGUUUCAUCUUUCCGAACCAGGGCAUUCAACAGAAUGGCCCGCUGCCGGAGUUCCCGACGUUCUUUGUCAAAAGCGAACCGACCGCCGAAACGUUCAGUGAUACAUCGCCGGGGUUUUUCAAUGAAGAUUCCAUCGGACACCAAAACUAUUGCCAGCCGCUCGAUCAACAGCAACACAUGGACAGCGAAGGGUUUGUGGUCCUCGGUGUAGGGCUGGACACGUUGUCCGGCUUUAGAGGGGAUCUGGAUCAAAGUUUAUCGCAGGAAGUCAAACAAGAGGUGCCCAAUGUCGUGGAUGACCAGACAGCAAUCUAUAUCCAGCAGACGAAGUUCCUCCGAGAAGAGCGAGUGCCCCCGGUCACACGUGUUCCGCGGAAGUACGUGCGGCAUCCGAAACCCAACGAUGCGGACAAGAUUUUCUAUUGCUCAUACGAAGGUUGCAUGAAAGUCUAUUCGAAGAGUUCACAUCUCAAAGCACACCUUAGACGACACACGGGGGAAAAACCCUUCGCUUGUCAAUGGCCCGGCUGCUGCUGGCGGUUCAGCCGAUCCGACGAAUUGGCGAGACACAGGAGGUCUCAUUCUGGAAUCAAGCCGUAUGAAUGCUCAAUUUGUGAGAAGCGAUUCUCGCGCUCAGAUCACCUCACAAAACAUUUGAAAGUCCACAAGAAGAACCAGAACGGCUACAUCCCACGACGAAGCUAUAGCCGUCAGAAGCUUCUACCUUCGCUGAGUCUCGGGAGCCAGGAAUCGGUCGAGAACCACAUGCUGAUUUAUCCCCAUGCAUAGCGGCAGAGCAUUUUGUGGAGACGUCCUGAGUGCAUCGAUAACUGCAUUUGCAUCAUCAUCGGGAAUAACCCUUUGGUUUCGCGCUUUCAUCCUAGAUACUCACGCGCAUAGUGAUCAUUGCCUUCAUCUUUCCCCAUCGCUCCGUCUAUUCACUCCUUCAUCACUGGUGCCUCCCGGGCCCGAGCUGCUUCUCAGGUCUUUUGCGUUCACAAUAUCAUCCCCGAUCAUGUCGGGAUGAGACAAUGGCUGAUACAGGGGAAUUGCCAUGGAUACGCCCCAGGAAUGAGGACGGAUCUGAUCCCUGAGCAUUGCAUUGAUUGGAACUCCUCGGACCCUAGGAUCCCAAUGAUUCCGCGAACGCCUGACAUUAUCGCUUCCAAUGGAAAUAUACUCACCCUUGCAUCAUAACCCCAAUCUUACUGAGCGCCGGCUCGGAAGAUCCGAAACAGAGUGACCCUCUUCUUCAGCCGACGACAUUGGCUGCGGAUUUCAUCCUUGCAGGAAGCAGCUCCGUCACGCUACGAAUGUAGGCAGCCAAGUUGGGAUGUACGACGAAGAAUACGUCACGGGAUUCAUAUUCAAAAUCACCCUGGCCUUGUAAAUAAUCGGUAGAGGUCAGAACUCUAACCUUCUUAGUACUUCCUACUGAAUCGUAUUCUGUUCUUGGAGCCUCGGUGCGAUGACAGGAAAGCAUCAACUUCGCACAUUCAGCUCCCUGAAAUCUCGGGAAUAAAAAGCUAC
Molecule: messenger RNA, 1749 nt
Organism: Galendromus occidentalis (western predatory mite)
Lineage: Eukaryota; Metazoa; Arthropoda; Arachnida; Mesostigmata; Phytoseiidae
Product: early growth response protein 4
Exons: 2
Coding region: 1-1008 (335 amino acids)
Biological process (GO): regulation of transcription by RNA polymerase II
Molecular function (GO): RNA polymerase II cis-regulatory region sequence-specific DNA binding; DNA-binding transcription factor activity, RNA polymerase II-specific
Source: RefSeq, a predicted model, not a curated record